CCCCCUCUCGAGCCAACGUUCGUCUGUCCUCUCAGUUCUCGUCAAGUAAUCAUGGUUGCCAUCACUUCGUUCAUCGCCCCGGUGCUCCUCGCCACUGCCGCUGCUGCUCUUCCCAGCCGCAGUGAGCGUCUUCAAGCUCGUCUCGGUCGUCGUGCUGCCGGCACGCACCAGUCGCAGCCCAAGCAACUCAUCGAAAACCCGGUCACCACCGUCAGCAACGUCUCCCAUGUGGAUUACAGCUCUAACUGGGCUGGCGCGGUCUUAGUCGCCAACUCCGCCACCUACAAGUCUGUUACCGGAACCUUCACUGUCCCCACUCCCUCGAAGCCUUCCGGUAGCAGCUCGGGCAGCUACUCUGCCUCCGCCUGGGUCGGUAUCGACGGCGACACGUGUGGCACUGCCAUCCUCCAGACCGGUGUUGACUUCACCAUCUCCGGCAGCUCAGUCUCCUUCGAUGGCUGGUACGAGUGGUACCCUGACUACGCCUACGACUUCUCCGGCAUCACGUUCAGCGCCGGCGACGUCGUCACUCUCACCGUCACGGCUACCAGCACCAAGGCUGGCACUGCUGUCAUCGAGAACGUGACCAAGGGCAAGACGGUCACCAAGUCUAUCACCUCUACGGCUGCGCUCUGCGAGGAGAACGCUGAGUGGAUCGUCGAGGACUACGAGGAGGGCAGCUCUCUCGUUCCCUUCGCCGACUUCGGUACCGUCACGUUCACCAACGCCGAGGCGACUACCUCCUCGGGCACGGUCGGUCCCUCAGGCGCCACGAUCAUCGACAUUGAGCAGAGCAACAAGGUUUUGACUUCGGUCUCGACCACGUCUUCCUCCGUUACUGUCAGUUACGUUUGAGAGGACAUACUGAGAGGGCUUUUACACAAGAACAAAACGGCUACUUUGGGCAAAAUCCGUGUGUACGAAAGAGUGUAUGGGUUUCGUUUCUUUUCUUUGGGUCGCAAUCGUUGGUUUUAAUUGAAUGACAUGUAACGUGCGAAACGGGCCUCAAGUCGAAUGUCGAUCUGUUUGUUUGUUGAACUAACUCAUGUUGCGGGUGCAGUGCGGUGAGGUCGUUCUACACCGGGAAUCUACGGAUCGAUAGCCCUAAGCUACUUAUGAGUAUGAUCCUGCCGUGUUGGAACCUCAUAUAUAUCUCCGACCUCCCGCCCUGGGUGGGAGGUAUAAACAC
Stereum hirsutum FP-91666 SS1 is the source of this 1189-nucleotide messenger RNA. RefSeq lists its product as uncharacterized. The coding region runs from base 52 to 855 and encodes 267 amino acids. Lineage: Eukaryota; Fungi; Basidiomycota; Agaricomycetes; Russulales; Stereaceae. The transcript is spliced from 4 exons. Gene Ontology annotation, biological process: proteolysis. Gene Ontology annotation, molecular function: glutamic-type endopeptidase activity. The record is from RefSeq and is a predicted model, not a curated record.